Molecule: messenger RNA, 1681 nt
Organism: Homalodisca vitripennis (glassy-winged sharpshooter)
Lineage: Eukaryota; Metazoa; Arthropoda; Insecta; Hemiptera; Cicadellidae
Exons: 3
Coding region: 1-768 (255 amino acids)
Source: RefSeq, a predicted model, not a curated record
AUGGCAUCACCUGUUGCCCCCGCCCCGCCCCGACCAACACUGCCUGUCACACAUUUGUACCUUUAUUUGUACCACAAGUACUCAAGUUUAUCGCACUUCAGGUCAGUGGUUGCACCAGUUGCCGUGGUGCUGUCAAACAUCGAUGAGGAAAAGCGAUGUAAGGAACCGAUACCAGACAUAGACGGGGCAAAUCUUGAGGAUCUCAUAAGAAACAUAGAUGGAGAAACUGGCGAUUCAAUUGGAAAUGACAUAACUGGAAAUGAGGACACAAAGGAGAACUGCCACGCUGAACAGAUCUUAGACACUGCAGCUUCUAGUGCAUGUCUGGGAGAUUCUGAUCAGGUUGCAAGUGCCAAGUUGUAUAACUCCGCCUCGAUAAGUGUUUCUGUAGAAGAUGAUUAUAAUCAGUGUGGCGGAUUUCAUUCCUACAGUUUAAACUCUGGUAUGUCAGAGUUAGUCCCUGCAUAUGAUACACUGGAUGAAAUACAAGCACAGUCAUUGCGUGCUCCAGAAGUUGAGCCACAGAACAAAGAAGAUGAUGAUAUAAUCGACAACUCAAGAUAUGUACUUCCAUAUUCCCACAGUCCUGCACGCCGCCGUCACAACCGUGUUAACGUGAUUAGAGCAAAUGAAGAACCAGGAUCUGACUAUGAACUUAUGAUAACCUUGGUUAUUGUAAUGAUACUUCUAGGAUGUAUUUUCAUUUGGAUCCUCACUUUGACUUUCAAUGUACGACCAUAUCAAGUGUACAAAAGUAAAAACGCAUAAGCUUUUACUUAACGUAACGGUUUUACAUUUAUAUGCAGUUUAAAUUGAUAGUUAAUUGAAUACAUAAUUGUAUAUUAAGAAGGUUAUGUUCUUUAUGUUCCUUUAUAUUUUGAUAGUUGCUUUUUAACAAAGUUUAAAUAUCAUUAAGAGCUCUUUAAGAAGCUGUCACAUGGUGCUACUUAAACAUUUCUUGAAACACUAUCUUCACUGUAUUGAAUUGUGAAUUGCCUUUGUUUUUUCUAUAUCGUGGUCGCAUGCUGUACGAGAACACAAACUUAUCCAACCCACAAGUUAUGCUGUAUGACUGGCAUAAUGUAUGUUCAACAAAACUUAAGAUAGAGUUAUCUAUACUUUAAGAAGCUGUGACAUGGUGCUACUUAAACAUUUAUUGAAACACUAUCUUCACUGUAUUGAAUUGCCUUGGUGUUUUCUAUAUCGUGGUCGCAUGCUGUACGAGAACACAAACUUAUCCAACCCACAAGUUAUGCUGUAUGACUGGCAUAAUGUAUGUUCAACAAAACUUAAGAUUCAGUUAUAUAUAGUUUACAACUGAAAGAAAUGUUAUUUAUUAUUUUACCGAUGUUAAAGUAUAAUAUAUCAACCUGGAUAGUUUAUAAAAUUUUCUUAAAUUUAUUAUAUAUAAAAAAUAGUUAAAAUUAGGUUUUCGUUUUAAAAUAACAGCAAAUCAAUGUUAAAAUGAAAAGAUCCUCGUAAAUAUGAAAUCAGUGAAAUAGUUAAAAACAGUGUCAAAAUGAAUAAGACCUAGUAAAUAUGAAACGUGUAAUCAGUGAAAUCGUUGCUCUUUAACUCAGACUUACAACACUUUUUUGUCAGCAACUCUUCAUUUCUUCAUUAAGAAUGGGUCCAUCGGGAUUUCUGCCUGUAUGAAUGUAGAUAUUUUGAAAGACUAGUA